AUGAAAGAAUAUCGAAUUUGUCUCCCCCUUACGGUUACCGAAUACCGAAUCGCCCAACUGUACAUGAUACAAAAAAAGUCACGUGAGGAAAGCACUGGGCGCGAUAGUGGCGUGGAAAUUAUAAAAAAUGAACCUUACGAUGAUGGUCCUGGUGGAAAAGGGCAGUACACUUUCAAGAUUUACCACGUCGGCAAUCACUUGCCAGCCUGGCUUCGAGGCAUUCUACCCCCAUCCGCCUUGAGGGUGGAGGAGGAGGCUUGGAACGCAUACCCCUACACCCGAACUGUCUACAGGGUACCCUUUGUCGACAAACUUACUCUAGACAUCGAGACAUACUACUUCGAUGACAAUGGUUGUCAAGACGAUGUUUUCCACUUAUCAAAAGAAGAAAAAGAAGCUCGGCUAGUUGAUUUCAUUGACAUCGUGCAAGAUGUCGUGCCUCGAGCUGAAUAUAAAUCAGACGAAGACCCUACCCUGUAUGUUUCUCACGCCACAGGUCGUGGUCCCCUCUCUUCUGACUGGCGCGACGUAUAUUCCCGAGCACAAUUCUCCACUCACGAGUGCCAUUCGAACCCACCCACCCGUACGCCGGAUAACCGAAUGGCUACAGGCCCUUUGGACCCUCUACCGAAACGCAUCAUGUGCGCAUACAAAUUGUGUCGAGUCGAAUUCCGUUACUGGGGCAUGCAAAAACGUGUGGAGCAGUUUAUCCACGAUAGCGCCUUGCGAAAGACCAUGGUGCGAGCUCAUCGUCAAGUUUGGACGUGGCAAGAUGAGUGGUAUGGUCUGACAAUCGAGGAGAUUCGCCGGCUGGAGCUGGAAACUGCUCACGUUCUGGCCAGCAAGAUGGCCGAAGUGACCGCAGACAUUUGCGACCCCCCAGAGUUCUCUGAGGGGGGUUCUGAUCAAAGCCUCUUCCAUUCGGACGAAUCUCCCCAAAAACUCCCUCUUUCGCGUAAACCGGCGUCGAACUGUACGUUCACCACUUCCAAUGCCUUUCCGGCUGAGCAGGAUGAUUCUCAAGCAGGUCAGAACGUAUGGUGGACGCUGAAGACUUUGGAAAACAAUGGGUCAGAAACUUUGGAUUACGAGCCCUACACUAUAGAUGACGACACGGUAUCGUUCGUCUCGUGUCAAAGCGCUUUGAGCGUACGGUCCCGCCACCUGUCAACAACAAAUGCUAGCACUGUUGGACCAAAGGCAGUAGACUUGGACAGUACCCUGGAUUCUCAAACUACUUCACAUAACGUUCACCCGAUCAUUGUGGACAAACUGGUUCUCAUUUUGGUCGUUCAUGGUGGUUGUCUUCUAGAUGCUGGUGAUGAUUUGAUAAUGAAGCGUUCGGAUAUCGACACAUUACGGAAGACUAUGGAUGAAGUAAUCGCCAACCAUUAUCCCAUUCUUCGCGACAGGAUUGCCAUCGAAUUGGUUGCUUGUAUGUCAGAGCUAGCGGACAUUUUUCAGUCGUUGGCAAGAUUGAAGACUACUCCGAUUGAUCCGAAAUUGCCGAUUGAAGUUCAGCUUGCCCGUGACCUGAUGCCUCUUGGAUGUAUUCCAUUGUUCCUAACUACUUCGGCCACUUACCCACAGGUCAGUCUGCACUACCUACACCAUCAACUCUGCCCUUCAUUUGUUCCUACAUGCACUACGCGACUGCACCUAUCUUGUCAUUCGCAUUUUUUCUUCUUCGAGAAUUGCAAUGGGGACUCAUUGAAAACAACCUAUGCAUGA
Molecule: messenger RNA, 1731 nt
Organism: Dicrocoelium dendriticum
Lineage: Eukaryota; Metazoa; Platyhelminthes; Trematoda; Plagiorchiida; Dicrocoeliidae
Source: the annotation of a GenBank genome assembly